AUGGCUGACCGCCCAACACUCGUGAAACCCAAACCAUACGAUCACUCGAAAUCAACAAUAGAGAAUGCGUUGGAACUUACGGAAUUAUCAGCCAUUGGGCCUGAUAUGUUCACCAAUACACGCCCACUAUGGCACCCUCCAGGAGCACGCGGUAUAUACGGUGGUGCAGUCAUUGCGCAGUGCCUCGCCGCCGCCCAGCGGACCGUCCCAAGCAAUUUCACCGUCCAUAGCAUGCACUGCUACUUCGUGUUAGCAGGAGACGCCUCGAUUCCGGUCAUGUUCUACGUGGAGCAUAUCCGAGAAGGAAAAUCUUUCGCAACACGCACAGUGCAAGCGCGGCAACGGGGAAGGCCGAUAUUUACAACAACAAUGUCAUUUGUGCGUGAGAAUAGCGGCGGAUCAAAGACGAUACAACAUGCUGUUCCCCUGCCUUCUGGUGUUGUGGUCCCGAGCGAUAGCAUUACCGAGGACGAGGAGGGCGAGGGAAGUGGACCAUUUAUAUCCCGCCGAAUUGAGAUCCUGAACAAGGAGAGCAAGAACCCGCACGAAAAACGAACUCGACAAUGGAUCAAGGCCCGGGGACGGAUCAGCGAAGCUGGUGGCCAUCAGGCGCAUCUAAGUGCACUGGCAUAUAUGAGUGAUAGUUAUUUUAUCGGCACUGUAUCGCGGAUCCAUGGCAUCUGGCGGCAUCUGGAUGCUCCAGCUGAAAAACAGCCCGUGGGCGCCUCGGAUGCCGAUGUCCCACAGUUGGGCAUGAUGGUUAGUCUAGAUCAUACUAUUUAUUUUCAUCAGCCGAGGAAAUUUAGGGCUGAUGAGUGGAUGUUUACGGAGAUGUCGAGCCCUUGGAGUGGGGAUGGAAGAGGGGUUGUGCAGCAACAUAUGUUUGCUAGCGAUGGGACGCUGGUUGCUACAUGUUUUCAAGAGGGCGUUGUGAGACUAAAGCAAGAUCCCGUUCCGGCGUCCAAACUAUGA
This is a messenger RNA of Venustampulla echinocandica, 972 nucleotides long. RefSeq lists its product as uncharacterized. The coding region runs from base 1 to 972 and encodes 323 amino acids. Lineage: Eukaryota; Fungi; Ascomycota; Leotiomycetes; Helotiales; Pleuroascaceae. The record is from RefSeq and is a predicted model, not a curated record. Gene Ontology annotation, biological process: fatty acid catabolic process; acyl-CoA metabolic process. The transcript is spliced from 3 exons. Gene Ontology annotation, cellular component: peroxisomal matrix. Gene Ontology annotation, molecular function: fatty acyl-CoA hydrolase activity.